AUGAAAGUUAUUCAAAAUGAAGCAUUUACUGCAGAUUAUAUAAAAAGCUUAAAAUCAUUGAAUGUCUUCAAAGAUGAAAAAGGAAUAUAUAGAAUUAAAACAAAAUUGACAGAGAGAAAUGGUACCGAGAAUUUUAGAUUGCCUAUUUUGCUUCCAGAAAAACUUAUGUUGGUUGAUAUGCUAAUCAAAGAGAAGCCUUUGAAAUGUUUACAUGCUGGACUGCAAAUUUUACUGUCCAAUUUAAGAGAAAAUUAUUGGAUUAUUAAUGGACGUCGAGCAGUUCGUCGCAUCCUCAAAACCUGUGUUAGAUGCAAACGAUAUAAGGCACGAAGUAUAAAAACUGUUCCCGUAGGUUUACCUGAAGACAGAGUUAAAGAAGCUUCUGUUUUUGAAGUGGUCGGUAUAGAUCUUGCCGGAGCUCUUCAUUUAAAGGAAGGUGUGAAAAGUUGGAUUGUCAUCUACACAUGUGCCGUUUAUCGAUCAAUACAUCUCGAACUGGUGCAGUCACUUUCAACUAAGGCGUUCCUUUUGAGUUUACGAAGAUUCAUUGCUCGCCGAGGAAGACCUCACAUCAUCUAUUGUGACAACAGGAGUAAUUUUAUAGGAGCUGAGAAUCUACUUCAGUCCUUAGACUGGAAGUCAAUUGAAGCUGAAACAUCAGUAUACAAAAUUGAAUGGAAAUUUAAUCCACCGUCUGCUCCCUGGUAG
Molecule: messenger RNA, 708 nt
Organism: Parasteatoda tepidariorum (common house spider)
Lineage: Eukaryota; Metazoa; Arthropoda; Arachnida; Araneae; Theridiidae
Biological process (GO): DNA integration
Molecular function (GO): nucleic acid binding
Source: RefSeq, a predicted model, not a curated record